This is a messenger RNA of Xenopus tropicalis (tropical clawed frog), 6745 nucleotides long. RefSeq names its product LDL receptor related protein 4 (gene lrp4). The transcript is spliced from 38 exons. The record is from RefSeq and is a predicted model, not a curated record. Gene Ontology annotation, biological process: animal gross anatomical part developmental process; system development. Gene Ontology annotation, cellular component: plasma membrane. The coding region runs from base 1 to 5997 and encodes 1998 amino acids. Gene Ontology annotation, molecular function: calcium ion binding. Lineage: Eukaryota; Metazoa; Chordata; Amphibia; Anura; Pipidae.
AUGCGGUACCCCUCUCGUCGCUUCUCGCCGGCCGCCACCUCGGCUCGCACGAUGGUUGCGCUGGAGCACCUCGGAGGCUCCAGCUUCCUGCUCGCGUCGAGCAUGUUACCUCUUCCGGAGUGCUUGACACUGUCGCUCGUCCGUGGUGCUCUCUGGUCCCAGAGUGCUAAAGAUCGUGACUCUCUAGAACUCUUCGAUUUUCGUUGCAUAUGCUCAGUCUUUGGAGGCUGGUGUUUAUUAUUAUUGAUAGGAAUUCCUCUUCUGUUCAUAAAAUACAUUUUGCCUUUAUUUCCCUAUACAAAGCAUGCAGGUUAUAAAAAGUUCUUUAUUUCCCCUUUGUUUCCUCUAUCAGGGGUCUCCAGCUCUCCUGAAUGCUCCUGUGGGCGCAACCACUUCACGUGCGCAGUCAGUGCGUUUGGGGAGUGCACGUGUAUUCCUGCGCAGUGGCAGUGCGAUGGCGACAAUGACUGUGGGGACCACAGCGAUGAAGAUGGCUGCAUGCUGCCUACCUGCUCCCCACUGGAUUUCCACUGCGACAAUGGAAAGUGCAUCCGCCGCUCCUGGGUCUGCGACGGCGACAACGACUGCGAGGACGAUUCCGAUGAACAGGACUGUCCACCCCGGGAAUGUGAGGAGGACGAGUUCUCGUGCCAGAAUGGAUACUGUAUCCGAAGCCUGUGGCACUGCGAUGGGGACAAUGACUGCGGAGACAACAGCGACGAGCAGUGCGAUAUGAGGAAAUGCUCAGAGAAGGAGUUUGGCUGUGCCGACGGGAGCUGCAUCGCUGAGCACUGGUUCUGUGACGGAGACACUGACUGUAAGGAUGGAUCUGACGAGGAGUCGUGCCCCUCUGACGUUCCUGCCCCAAGCUGCAGUGUGGAGGAGUUUCAGUGCGCCUAUGGACGCUGCAUUCUGGAUAUUUAUCACUGUGACGGUGAUGACGACUGCGGCGACUGGUCUGACGAGUCGGACUGCUCCUCCCACCAACCCUGCAGGUCUGGAGAAUUCAUGUGCAACAGUGGCUUAUGUAUUAACUCUGGGUGGCGCUGUGACGGUGACUCUGACUGCGACGACCAAUCGGAUGAGAAGAACUGCACAACUUCCGUCUGUACCUCCGACCAGUUCCGCUGCAGUUCGGGUCGCUGCGUCCGACUUUCAUGGCGCUGCGAUGGGGAGGACGACUGCUCGGAUAACAGCGAUGAGAGAGGCUGUGAGAAAACUGGCUCCCCCCAGUGUGCGCAGGACCAGUUUCUGUGCAGUAAUGGACGCUGCAUCGGGCAACGGAAACUCUGCAAUGGGGUAAACGACUGUGGGGACGGCAGCGACGAGAGCCCCCAUCAAAACUGCCGGCCACGCACCGGAGAGGAAAACUGCAACCACCAAAAUGGAGGCUGUGAGCAGAAGUGCCAGACGGUGCGAGGACUUGUGCAGUGCACGUGCCAGACAGGAUACCGGCUGAGGGAUGAUGGGAGAACUUGCCAGGAUGUGGAUGAGUGUGCUGAGGAAGGCUACUGUAGCCAAGGCUGCAGCAACUCCCAGGGUGGAUUCCAGUGUUGGUGCGAAGCCGGAUACCAAUUACGGCCGGACAAGCGAAGCUGCAAAGCCCUUGGACCAGAGCCGGUUUUACUCUUUGCCAAUCGAAUUGACAUCCGUCAGGUCCUUCCUCAUCGCUCGGAGUAUACUCUGCUCCUCAAUAACCUGGAAAAUGCCAUCGCCUUGGACUUCCACCAUGAGCAUGAGCUGGUCUUCUGGUCUGAUGUCACCCUGGACCGUAUCAUGAGGGCCAAUCUCAAUGGCAGCAACGUGGAAGAGGUCGUGUCUACUGGCCUUGAAAGUCCAGGGGGUCUGGCAAUCGACUGGAUCCAUGACAAACUGUUCUGGACAGACUCUGGAACCUCUCGAAUUGAAGUCUCCAAUCUAGAUGGUUCUCAUCGCAAGGUCCUCCUGUGGAACAACCUGGAGAAACCCAGAGCUAUUGCUCUACACCCCAUGGAGGGCACCAUCUACUGGACAGACUGGGGUAACGUACCACGCAUUGAAUAUUCCAGCAUGGACGGGUCCAACCGCCGUGUUAUUGCCGACACGCACCUUUUCUGGCCCAAUGGCUUGACCAUUGACUAUGCUGGACACCGCAUCUACUGGGUGGAUGCCAAGCACCAUGUGAUUGAGCGGGCCGACUUGGAUGGAUCCAAUCGCAAAGCUGUCAUUAGUCAAGGGCUCCCGCACCCAUUUGCUAUCACAGUGUUUGAGGACAGCCUUUACUGGACUGACUGGCAUACUAAAAGCAUCAACAGUGCCAACAAAUUCACCGGAAAGAACCAGGAGGUGAUACGGAGCAAACUGCACUUCCCUAUGGAUAUCCACACCCUGCACCCACAGCGGCAGCCCACAGGAGCAAACCGAUGUGGUGUAGAUAAUGGGGGAUGCUCCCACCUCUGCCUCCCUGGUGGUCAAACCUUUUCUUGCGCCUGUCCGACUGGAUUCCGAAAGACUGGCCUUAAUACCUGUGCUAAGAGUCUUGACAAGUUCCUGCUUUUUGCUCGAAGGACGGACAUCCGGAGGAUCAGCUUCGACACGGACGACCUGUCCGACGAUGUCAUCCCCCUGUCUGACGUGCGUAGCGCUGUGGCGCUGGACUGGGACGCAACUGAAGACCUCAUGUAUUGGACCGACAUCACUACGGACUCCAUUAACCGUGCUAAGUGGGAUGGGAGUGAACAAGAGGUCAUCAUAGACACCAGUUUGGAAAGCCCAGCAGGCCUGGCCAUAGACUGGGUUACCCAUAAACUGUAUUGGACUGAUGCAGGCACAGACCGGAUAGAGGUGUCAAACACAGAUGGAUCCUUGAGGAGCGUUUUAAUCUGGGAGAAUCUGGACAGACCAAGAGACAUUGUGGUGGACCCUAUAGGAGGGUUCAUGUACUGGACAGACUGGGGGGCCAACCCAAAGAUAGAACGUGCAGGAAUGGAUGCCUCUAGUCGGCUGGUCAUCAUUUCCUCUAACCUGACCUGGCCCAAUGGGCUGGCUAUUGACUAUGAAUCUGAAAGGUUAUACUGGGCUGAUGCCGGCAUGAAAACCAUAGAGUCGGCGAAACUGAAUGGAGCAGAUCGAAUGGUACUGAUCGGAACUGAUCUCCCGCAUCCCUUUGGGCUUACCCUCUACGGAGACCAGAUUUACUGGACUGACUGGCAGUCGAAGAGCAUUGAGACCGCUGAUCGCAAGACUGGACUUGGACGCAGAACUGUGCAAGCGAAUCUAGAGAAUCUGAUGGACAUUCACGUGUUCCACCGCCACCGAACCCAAGUUCCUUCUGCAUGUUCCAUUGAUAAUGGAGGUUGCAGCCAUAUCUGCCUUCUAGCUCCAAAACCCAAAGGGCACAGCUGUGCCUGUCCCACUGGGGUCAAUCUACUGAGCGAUGGCAGGACAUGCUCAUCUGGAAUGGAUCGCUUCCUUAUCUUUGCUCGGAGGACAGACAUCCGCUCUGUCUCCCUGGACAUCCCUUACUUUGCCGACGUUGUGGUUCCCAUCAAUGCAACGAUGAAAAACACCAUUGCUGUGGGAGUGGAUCCUUUGAAAGGUCUGAUAUACUGGGCAGACAGCACCCUCAGGAAAAUUAGCCGAGCAGCUCUGGAUGGAUCCAAUCACCAGGACAUUAUAACCACUGGUUUGGUGACCACAGAUGGACUGGCCGUGGAUGCGAUUGGCCGAAAGCUGUACUGGACAGACACUGGGACCAAUCGGAUAGAAGUUGCGAAUUUGGACGGUACCAUGCGGAAGGUGCUAGUGUGGCAGAAUUUGGGCAGCCCCCGAGCUAUUGCUCUGUACCAUGAGAUGGGAUACAUGUAUUGGUCCGACUGGGGAGAAAACGCCAAGCUUGAGAGGGCAGGAAUGGAUGGUUCCGAACGAAUGGUUCUAAUAAGCCUAAACUUGGGCUGGCCCAAUGGACUGGCAGUGGACAAAGCUGGAUCCCAGUUGCUGUGGGCUGAUGCACAUACAGAGAGGAUAGAGGCCUCUGACUUAAUGGGACGGAACAGGCGUAUCCUGGUGUCUCCCGUGCAGCACCCGUAUGGCCUGACUCUGCUGGAUGCUCAUAUCUACUGGACAGACUGGCAGACACGCAGCAUCCAAAGGGCAGAUAAAGACACCGGUGGGAACAUCAUUGUGGUCAGAGACAAUUUACCUGGACUCAUGGAUAUUCAGGCCGUGGAUAGAACUCACGCUUUAGGCUACAACAAGUGUGGAGAUAAAAAUGGAGGCUGUUCUCACCUGUGCCUGCCCAACUCUACCAGUUUUUCCUGUGCCUGCCCAACUGGUAUCCAGCUCAAAGAUGAUGGAAAGACGUGCAACCCUUCUCCGGAUACCUACCUGCUCUUCUCCAGCCGUGGAUCCAUCCGCAGGAUCUCCUUGGAUACGGAAGACCACACAGAUGUAUACGUGCCCAUCCCGGAGUUACACAACGUCAUCUCUCUUGAUUACGAUAGUGUGGAGGGAAAAAUCUACUACACUGACGUCUUCCUGGAUGUGAUCAGGAGGUCGGAUCUAACCGGUACCGGUAUGGAAACAGUCAUUGGUGAGGGGCUGAAGACCACAGAUGGGCUGGCUGUGGAUUGGGUUGCCAGGAAUCUGUACUGGACAGACACUGGUCGGAACACCAUUGAGGUAUCGAGGCUGGAUGGGCGGCAUCGGAAGGUGCUGGUCAAUAAUAGCCUGGACGAGCCUCGUGCCAUCGCUGUAUUUCCCAGGAAGGGUUUCCUAUUCUGGACGGAUUGGGGACAAGUGGCCAAGAUUGAGAGGGCCCACCUGGAUGGCUCUGACCGGAGGACAAUCAUUAAUACCGAUCUUGGUUGGCCCAAUGGAUUGACACUUGAUUAUGACAGUCGCAGGAUUUACUGGGUGGAUGCCCACCUGGAUCGUAUCGAGAACGCUGAUCUAAAUGGGAAGAUGCGCCAUGUACUGAUCAGUCAAGUCUCUCACCCAUUUGCCCUUACACAGGAGGGACGCUGGAUCUACUGGACAGACUGGCAGACAAAGUCCAUCCAGCGAGUAGACAAAUUCUCUGGAAGGAACAAGGAGACCGUUUUGGGCAACGUGGAGGGGCUGAUGGACAUUAUUGUGGUGUCUCCGCACAGACAGACCGGUAUUAAUCCUUGUGGGAUCAAUAAUGGUGGUUGCUCGCACCUCUGCUUUGCUCGCUCCAUUGAUUACGUGUGUGCCUGCCCUGAUGAGCCGGAUUCGGAACCAUGCUUCCUCCUUCCUGGUUAUCAGCCAUCAGAUCCCCACCCGACCAAUAGCAGUGAGAAGAGCUCAGGCCCAUUUAUUUCCAACACUGAGAGUGAUCAAGACGACAGUACGCUCAGAGCCACACCAAGAAGUUGCUCAGAUGAGACGGGCUCUCCGGUUCUCUGUGCAUCUAACGGGCCCGUGCCAGCCCAUGCAGGAGACAGGCUGCGGGUCCCGUAUAUCAUUGCUGGAUCCCUAUCGCUGCUCUGCCUGUUGCUGUUACUCUGUGCUCUUCUCAUCUACAGGCACCGGCGGGCCAAGCUGUCGGACCAAGGGCUGGGCACCCUCACGUACAGCAACCCCUCGUAUCGCACAUCCACCCAAGAGGUGAAAAUCGAGGCCGUGCAAAAAAUGAAUACCAGUCUGCAUCGACAUCGCAAAGAGGCUGUUCCAGACAGUGGUUUUACCAAAGAGAAGAUACGGAUUCUGGAGGGCUUUGGUUUACUGUCUGGGGAGGAGUGUGAAUGGGAUCACCUGAAGCAGGUCAAGCCAUCUCGAACCAGCAUCCUCCGGGACCACGUAUGCAUUAAGACAGACACGGUGUCGCUACAGGCCAGCACGGCCUCUCUGGACCUGACCGAGACACAGCAGCUACUGCAGGAGGAGCAGUCUGAGAGCAGCAGCGUCGUGCUUCCCCCCAGCCCCGAGCGACGGGUCUCUCUCCCAGACACGGGCUGGAGGGUCAAACACUCGCCUUCCACCGAGAGCGACGUGUGAGGCUGCCGGGAACACGAGAAGCGGGUUAGAGAUACAGACUCUUCAGCCCUCCUACUCAUUAGGAGACUUCAUAUUUGUGGUCCUCAUCUUGGCUUCCAUAAACAUUGGGAAACUGUACAGUGCUGGGAUUUGUGGGAGACGACAGAUUCUAUCCAACGGCCUCAGGUCUUCGCUGCUUCAAGGACUCGUAUGCUGUUGGGUGGUAAUAUGGAGAAAACUAUGAAGAAGUCUCUUGAUAGACCAGGAAACAUCAUGAGAUGUUCUUCAUGGACCUUCUUGCACAGGUUACGUACGUUCUGAAAUAUGUCAUUAGUAAACCAAUAUGCUGAACCCCCAGUUGGACUUGUUACUCUGAUGGCAUUGCUCUACUGGAACCCUCCCUGCUUCUCACACCAUCAGUGCAAACGGACUAAUCCCGUCUCCGAUUUCCAGAAUUUCCCGCUAUGUGCAAGUAAAGGCCAACUAACCCUCAGCUCGACCUCCCUGCAACAUGACUGCUGGUUCUGCAGGCCAGGUCCGUGCAAGAAUAAAAACACUGAUUCGCCAGGUUUAAAAACAAAAAGAUAUGUCUAAUUUUUAUACUAAGUCGGAACAAGAAAACUCUCUGCCGUGGGUUGUUUAUUUUAUAAUUUUUUUUUUUUUUUUUAACAAUGAUGUCUGGAUGUUAUUUUCUAUUUUAUUUAACCUGUAAACUGGGUAUUUUAGACUUGUUGUGAUAACUUAAUAUAAAAAUAGGGUUUUUUUUGUA